UCUUGUAUAUAUCUCAAAAAAAAAAUAAAUAAAUAAAUAAAUAAAUAAAGAGAGAACAAGAGAGUGACGACGGAGCCCAACCGACCAACAACAAGCAUAUUUAUACUUAUAUUUUGGUCGCAUCCGAGCCCACGAUCGUCGUCGCCCCUAAAUCAACACAACAACAACCCUAAAUCAACACAACAACAAUUGUUGUCCCGACAACCAAUAGUAGCAACACUAAUAUCUUAGAUCCCUCUUGGAUCGACCCACUUACUGUCGAAACCUGACAAGUUUGGAAAGUUUAUUCUUUAUUCACUAUUGCAUAAGAAACACCCAACUGCUUCGUAUGACGAGCUGUACCUUGCAAAUUUUCAUAUAUGGUACAAACUAAUAAUUUGCCUCCAUACAAACUACUUCAAUCCUGCCUUCAUAUUAGAGAAAAAUAAUAUCCUUGUUCAGAAUGUUGGAAAUGAAUCACACGACAACUUUCACAGGAGAGAAAGCAUACCAAUGUGCCGAGUGCUUAGAAGAAUUCUCACAAAAAUCUUCUUUCGUGGAACACUUAAGAACACACACAGAACAGCCAUAUCAGUGUACAGAGUGCUUAGAAACUUUUUCAGAAAAAUCUGUUCUGUUACAACACUUGAGAAUUCACUCUGGAGAAAUACUUUAUCAGUGUACAGAGUGUUUGAAAGAAUUUAAAUUAAAAUAUAGUCUGGAUAGACACAUGAAAAUACACAGAGGAGAGAAACCAUAUCAGUGUUCAGAGUGUUUACAAGCCUUUACACAAAAAUCCUCUUUGAUGGCACAUCAUAGAAUUCACACAGGAGAAAAACCACAUCACUGUCCAAUAUGUUUAAAAAAAUUUAGACAAAAAUCUUCUUUAGUAGCACAUAUUACAAUUCACACAAAACAAAAUCUGAAUCAGUGUUCAGUAUGCUUAAAAAAUAUUUCACAAAAAAAUGGCUUAGUGAUUCAUAUGAGAACCCACACAGGGGAAAAACCUUACCAGUGCUCAGUGUGCUCCAAAAAUUUUUCUCAACAAUCUGCUUUGGGGGUACAUAUGAGAAUUCACACAGGAGAAAAACCAUAUCAGUGUUCAGUGUGUUUAAAAGAUUUUAGAGGUAAAUCUGCUAUGAUAAAACACAAAACAACUCACACUGGGGUCACACCAUUUCAGUGUUCAAUGUGUUUGAAAGGUUUCUCAGAUAAAUCUGCUCUUGAGUCGCACACAAAUGUUCACUCAGGAGAUAAUAAAUACCAAUGUUUAGAGUGUUUAAAAAGCUUCAAACUGAAAUCAUCUCUAAUAAACCAUUUAAAAACACAUGCAGAAGAAAAACCACAUGUACAUGCUAGUAUAGCUUCCUCUGAGGCAAUAUAUUUAGUUUCCGAAGGAUAUUAUUGAUAGAAACACUGAGUCAUCCUGUGGCUGAUUAUGUCUGCUGAGUGAAUUACAGUACUGCUUACCUACAUAAUGACUGCUUACCUGCAUAAUGACUGAUUACAGAUCACUGGCUCAACUAACUACUAAUGACCUAUGACCUGCCUGACUUUAUUUAGUAAUUUAGCCACUAUACUGCUCUUGUCUGUUUUCAUGAAGUUAUAUAUAAAGCUGAUGCUGACACAGUCAUGGGAAGUCCUCUUCCCUUCACCACCAAGCUACCACCACCCUUCUAUCCCUCACCACUAAGCUUCCACCAUCCUCUCAUCCUUUACUACCAAGCUGCCAUCACCCUCCCAUCCAUUACCACCAAGCUGCAAAUAUAACCCCCCACCCCUCUCAUUGCAGAGGCACCACCCUCCCACCAAUAACCACUCUCCAACUAAUAACUAUCCUCGCAAUUGCAGAACCACCACCCUCCCAUCCAUAACCACCCUCUCAUUAUAGAACCACCACUCUCCCCACCAGUAAUAACCAUCUCAUUGCAGAGCCACCACUCUCCCAUCAAUGACCACCCUCUCAUCAUCACAGAGCCACUACCUUCCCACUCAUAACCACUCUCUCAUCGCAGAGCCACCACCUCCCUCUCACUUCUGAGCUACCACAACCCUCCCAUCCAUCAACACCUUCCCUCCCAUCAACAUCUUCCCUCCACUGCCACUGUCCAACCUAUCACAAUACAUCCACCUUCUCUCUCACCAUCCAUUGCCAUAUCCUUACUGAUAUUAUUCUUUGUAGUUGUAUAAAGUGUGUGAUUUUUUUUUUUUUU
This is a messenger RNA of Procambarus clarkii (red swamp crayfish), 2192 nucleotides long. Its product is annotated as zinc finger protein 84. The record is from RefSeq and is a predicted model, not a curated record. NCBI's taxonomy places the organism in Eukaryota, Metazoa, Arthropoda, Malacostraca, Decapoda, Cambaridae.